CCCCGGCUCGGCUCGCACCCGCGCGCAACAGGCCGAGCCCGGUUUGCGGCUCCUUGCAGCGUUGUGCUGAAGACAAUGCCGAAGAAAGCGAAGCCUGCAGCAAAUGGGCAGGAAGAGGGGCCUGUUCCCUGUAAGCAGGUGAAGGUGGAGGUGGCCGGGGGGCCUUCCCCUUUGAACUUUGACAGCCCCAGUGGCCUCUUUGAAAGUUUAAUCUCUCCUGUCAAGGCAGAGACUUUUUUCCAGGAAUUCUGGGAGCAGAAGCCCCUUCUCAUCCAGAGAGAUGACCUAGCGCUGGCCACAUAUUACCAGUCCCUGUUCAGGCUCUCAGACCUGAAGAGCCUGUGCCGCCAGGGUGUGUACUACGGGAGGGACGUCAACGUCUGCCGCUGUGUCAGUGGAAAGAAAAAGGUUUUAAAUAAAGAUGGCAAAGUGCACUUCCUUCAGCUGAGAAAAGACUUCGACCAGAAAAGGGCAACAAUUCAGUUUCACCAACCUCAGAGAUUCAAGGAUGAGCUUUGGAGGAUCCAGGAGAAGCUGGAAUGCUACUUUGGCUCCUUGGUUGGCUCAAAUGUGUACAUGACGCCUGCAGGAGCUCAAGGCCUGCCGCCCCAUUAUGAUGAUGUCGAGGUCUUCAUCCUGCAGCUGGAGGGAGAGAAGCACUGGCACCUGUACCGCCCGAUGGUGCCCCUGGCGCGGGAGUACAGCGUGGAGGCCGAGGACAGGAUCGGGAGGCCGGCACAGGAGUUUACGCUGAAGCCGGGAGACCUGCUGUACUUCCCCAGGGGGACCAUUCAUCAGGCAGACACUCCCCCGGGGCUGGCGCACUCCACUCACGUGACCAUCAGCACCUACCAGGGCAGUUCAUGGGGAGAUUUCCUUUUGGACACCAUUUCGGGGCUCGUGUUUGAUACCGCGAAGGCCGACGUGGAGUUACGGGCCGGCAUCCCUCGGCAGCUGCUCCUGCAGGUGGAAACCACAGCUACUGCAACAAGAAGAUUAAGCGGCUUUCUGAGGAUGCUUGCAGACCGGUUGGAGGGCACCGAAGAACUGCUUUCAGCAGACAUGAAGAAGGAUUUUGCCAUGAACAGACUUCCGCCUUACUACGUGGGAGACGGAGCAGAGCUUUCAACACCAGGUGGAGCUGAUUGUCUUCUUCGAGGUGGACAGUUACCAAGGUUGGACAGCACAGUGAGACUGCAGUUUAGAGACCACGUUGUCCUCACUGUAGGACCGGAUCCGGAUCCAUCUGAUGAAACUAGAGAAAAGGUCAUUUACAUCUAUCAUUCCUUAAAGAAUAAAAGAGAGACACACAUGAUGGGAAGUGAGGAAACAGAGUCUCAUGGACUUCGCUUUCCUUUAUCGCACUUGGAUGCACUGAAGCAAAUUUGGAGCAGUUCAGCUGUUUCUGUCAAGGACCUGAAACUUACUACGGAUGAGGAAAAGCACAGCCUGGCGAAGAAAAAUUUGAUCUUUUACGUGGGUGACAGAGUCUUUAUACCGUGAGGGCAGAUCAGGGAGGUCUCUGCUCAGGGACAGGACUUCUUUUACUGAGGAGGGGGUUUGGAAUGUAAAAUGAAUAUUCAAGGACACAGAACACUGGGUUUCAGCACAGGCCCACCUUUAACGUCAAGGACAAGUUGAUCACUGAGGUAGGAGCUGAUGGUUCCAUUUUUGUUCAGUCUCCACUUCUGCCUCAACUGCCCGUGUUCAGUCCAUAGGGCGACUUUAGCUCCAGGUGUGUCCCGACCACCGAUCACAUCAAGACAUGUGUUAUUGGCCUAAAAGGGUCAAGAAAUAAAUGGGCAGAACUGUGUUGUUUGCUACAAUCAGUUGGAUUGGGUCCCUCUUCUUUCAUGUGAACAAAUCAGACAUUCCAUGUCUGUCUUAUCUUAAAAAAACUAUACAGCAUAAUUAUAAUCUCAGUCAACUUUUUGAGUCUUUAUGGCUGAAGGGAGAUGGUAUGGAAUUAAUCUAUAGAACUAGAGGUACUUGUUUUUAAAAGGACAUCUGGAUCUGACAACAGAUGGUCAAGAAAAGUUUUGUUGAAUUAGAAUUAAAUGUUGAGUCCCUGUUAGCUUAUAUGUAUAUGGUCGAGCCUGUUUUCCUGACAAAAACAUCAGGUGAUGUGCUAGAUACUCAGACAAUAUCUACUUUUUUCUCAUGCUUCAACAAAAAUGAAAAGCACUUAAAAGAAGUAAUUUACUGGUGAUACAGUAAAACUGGUGUUCCAUUCCCCACAGCAUCAAAACUCAGUGGAAGGGUUGCACAAAAACAGACCUAAAUUUUAUUUUCUAAGCUUUCUUCAGAAACAGCAGCUUGCUGCUUCUAUCACUGUAUAUUUUGACAAUGAGAAGGCCUUACCAUAUCUGGAAUCACAAAGACGGCCGAUUUUAUGGGCCACAGAGUGUGAGGAAUGUCUCACAGAAGCACAGUGUCCAACUGGGUAGUGUCUUUUCUGAUUGGUUUAAAAAAAUCAUUGAGGAAUAUCCACAGUAUAUUAUAAUCUUGCUUUGUACUUUAAAAUGGAGAAACUUUUGAUGUAGAAAAUCUGGUUUCUGAGUCCAUUUCACUUAAAUGCUUCAGUAACAUGUGUCAGUGUUAUAAUUAUGCAACAGACUGUUUACAGGAAGUCGCGUUACCUUAUGAUGCCUUUUGAUUAGGCAAGAUUCUGGUUUCCAACAGAAAAAAAUCCAAAGACCACAGAGUGGGGAACAGCGUCUGUGGGGCUGGUUACCUUGGAUUUAAAGAGUCCUCGGCAGUAGUGCCAGAUCUGAGUGUUCUUCCCACUGUAUGGAGACAAGCACACAGAGGUCGCCCGUGUGUCAGCCACGUUCCCGGUGACGGUCAGGUACUCAUCCUGGGCUCGGUUCUUUAUCCUAAUGUACACUGCAGGCUGUGGCGGGAGAAACAGAGCCAUUUAGGAAAAAAAAACCUUUGAAUCUGGAAGUCAGUCCUUCCAAAGGAAAGCUUGGAAGGGAAGUGAGAGGUGAUGGAAUUUAGCUGAUUUAUCAGUUUCACCCUUUAAGGAAAUAUGUCUAAAUUAAUAUUUUCUAUGGACAAAGCCUUAGCCCACUGAGCACACAGCUUAAAUUGAACAAUCUCUAGUGUAUUUUUCUGAAGUAUGCUGUUUUGGAAGCGUAAAAGGUGGUCAUUUCAUUCACUAGGACUCCAUUAUGGGCAAGGCAGUGGUGCAGAAUUAGGGACUUGACGUGUCUUGUUUGGGAUGCUGGGCUGGGAGCGGCAGGGGAGUAGGAAUAAGGGCAAGGUGCUACCUACCUGUGUCUAACAACAACUCAGUAGAGACAGGACAAUAAUCAGACAUACUGGCUUGAGCUGCGAUUAAGUGCCAACUGACCGCUGUGGGUGGUGCUAAAAAACCCAGACGCUGAGGGCCCAUGUAGCUCUGGUAAUCUCUCUCUGUUUACAUUUAGACUUUGUUGACUUUUAUACUUCAAGGGAAGAACUCAGUCACAAGGGACUUCAUCUCCUGGGCUUGGAAUAUAUACAGGAAGUUUUCAAAUAAAAUGUUAAAUCUA
Camelus dromedarius (Arabian camel) is the source of this 3536-nucleotide messenger RNA. RefSeq names its product ribosomal oxygenase 2 (gene RIOX2). The record is from RefSeq and is a predicted model, not a curated record. Gene Ontology annotation, molecular function: histone H3K36 demethylase activity; histone H3K4 demethylase activity. Gene Ontology annotation, cellular component: nucleolus. Bases 76 to 1503 code for a protein of 475 amino acids. The transcript is spliced from 12 exons. NCBI's taxonomy places the organism in Eukaryota, Metazoa, Chordata, Mammalia, Artiodactyla, Camelidae.